Messenger RNA from Zygotorulaspora mrakii, 1575 nucleotides. RefSeq lists its product as uncharacterized. Lineage: Eukaryota; Fungi; Ascomycota; Saccharomycetes; Saccharomycetales; Saccharomycetaceae. The transcript has a single exon. The record is from RefSeq and is a predicted model, not a curated record. Bases 1 to 1575 code for a protein of 524 amino acids.
AUGACUGAUACGCAGCAUCUGCUUGUGGCGGAUGCUCUUCCUAUAGAAAACAGCACCACUCCAUCUAAAAAAGGACAUCGCCACAAAAGAUCUUUUGCGAUAUCGGGAGAUUUCGAUUUCUUGAAGCAGCCUGGCACUGUACCUCCGAUGAUUUGUUCUUCUCCCGGGUCUGCCACUACGAAUUCAUAUACCCAUAAUAUACAAACAGGGCAGCGCCAAGAAGAUAAUUACUCAUGCCCAUCGGAGGCCAUGCCCCGAUCUCCAUUUAAGCUGUCUAAUCAAGCCUCAAAUUUAAGUCCACGAUUUUUCAUUAGUGAGGAACCAAAGUUCUCGUCCCCAUUUCGUGGCGUUCCGGAUGCAAUCAUCAAUCUAGAUGAUGCAUUGAAGGCAAAACCAAGAUCCUUCAAGAAUCAUAAACGUUCGGAGUCGGCCCCUCCGGAUCUUGCCAUCCUUCUUAACUCUAAGAAUUCUACGAGUGGAACGGUUAUGAUUGAGGAAGAAGAUGACGAAUCGCCCACUAAUUCAGACAGUAGUGGUAGCUCAAAUACUGAAAAAGACACGGUUUUCCCAAGUCUAAUCUCUCCACUUCGGCCGCAAUCUCCAACUCCCAAUCCUCACAACUAUGAUAUGAAUGGUUCGCCGGUUCAAUCGAAAAAUACGGGCUAUACUUCUAACAGCAGCAAAGUAAAUACUUUGAAAAUAAACGGGCAAAAGCAAAGGUAUCAUUAUUACACCAAGAAAUUAUCCAUAAAUGCUAUCUCUAAUGUAGAGCCUCAGUCCCUGAAGGAGAAGGGCUCUUUUGGUUCGCUGUCGUCCGGAGUGAAUAGGACGCCUUUAUCAACUGCCUGCACGCCGUUGAUGCAGAUAUCGACACCUUCUACUCCUGUUUCAUUAAAUAACAAUAAUGCAAUCUUUAACGCAUACAAAUACGAAGGAUUUGAGAAGGGACCCAUAAGUCCGGUAAGAGUCCAUCGAUCUUCAGUUUACAAUAAUCGAAAUAUGACUCAACAAAACCACAACAACAACAGUAAAAAAAACACAAAUGCAACCUUCAAAUAUGAAAGUAUAAGCUAUGAUAUACCACAAGAACCGAACAAAUGCGACUCAGUUUCUUCAAGAGAUGAUAAAACGCUCAUGAAAAAGGAUAUAAUUUUCCAGGAUGAUGGCGAUGUCACGGGCUCUAUAAAGCAGGAUGAUGCCAAGUUAGAGCUGUCCCCUUACGAAGAACAAAGAAAUGAAAAUGUUCUUUCGAAAGAAAUUCUCUUUGGCGAACCUGGGGAUGCUGUUGACCUUUCCACAUUGCCUUCAUCAAGAAGAAGCUCUAACGAGAAUAGAGAACCUUUAUCAAAACAAGAAAUGGCACCAAUAAUGCAGGUCACUAGUUUUGUUAAAGAGUCUCGUUCGCGUGGUUUCGAAGCCUCUCAGGAUUCAAGAAGCGUUAGUGAUAGUAUACUUUUGACGGGAGGUAGGCCUCACAGGCAUAAGAAAACUGUAAAAUCCAAAUUGAACAACUUUUUCGCUAAUUUUUUCAGCAAGAGUAGUAAUGAAAGUAACUUGAGUGAGAAAAAGCCAUAA